AUGGAGCAGUCAGUGGUAGAGAGGAAGCGACCAACUGAUUUCGAUGUGGAAGAUGUCUCAUUACGGCGGAUGGUAAAUGCUGCGUACACCAAGCACGUUUAUCCUUUAAUUGUUCCUUCAGAUGUUGGCGAGAUUGAUGUUAAACAAAAGCUGGAUGCUGUCGAUGAAAUACAGCUAAAUAUGUUUCGUUAUCGACGCAUGGCGGACAUGGGCUACGAAGCGCUUUUGACAUCGCCACUUUCAUAUUUGUCGAAGUUUACGGGGCUGGGGCAGGUAAAACCUAAACGCCAUACUGAGGGACUUCGGUAA
Messenger RNA from Gongylonema pulchrum, 309 nucleotides. The record is from the annotation of a GenBank genome assembly. Lineage: Eukaryota; Metazoa; Nematoda; Chromadorea; Rhabditida; Gongylonematidae.